ACCCGCCCACUCACUUGCAGGAAGUAGUCAUGCCGAAGUUCACGUCAAACUCUGGCGCGGGCAAGCUAUUAACUUAAAUACUCGACUGAAUAAAGUGUCUAAAGGUAGAGGUAAACAUAAUUAAACCACAAAAAUGUCAAAAUUUCUUCGAGCAAUCAAAAGCAACAUACCAGAAAAGGACAAAUCGGAAUUAACGGAGAGCGACCUGAAAAAAUGGGGAUUAGAAGCAAUUCAUCUGAGGUCUUAUCAGGUGGAUGGAGUGGGGUGGCUGUCACAGUGUAUGAAGAACCAGCAGGGCUGCAUCCUUGGUGAUGAGAUGGGUCUGGGCAAGACCUGCCAGACCAUUUCUUUGCUGGCAUAUGCUCGGGGAUGCCUUAAGAUGAACGGACCGUUCCUUGUGCUUUGUCCCUUAUCUGUUUUGGAGAACUGGAGACAGGAGUUAGAGCGCUUCUGUCCCAUUCUGUCUGUGAUCUGUUACACUGGGGAUAAAGAAAAAAGGGCAGAGCUCCAGAAAGAGCUCAGGAAUGACCAAUGCUUCCAUGUUCUUCUCACCACCUAUGAGAUGUGCCUCAAGGAUGCCAGAUACCUGAAAAGUUGGAAAUGGAAGAUUUUAGUUGUCGAUGAGGCUCACCGGCUGAAGAACCAGGAAUCAUUGCUGCACCAAACCCUCAAAGAGUUUACAGUAGGUUUCCGAGUGCUGUUGACUGGCACCCCCAUUCAGAAUAACUUGCAAGAAGUCUAUUCCCUCCUCACCUUCAUCCAGCCCAGUCUGUUUCUGCCUGAUGCUGUUGAGGACUUUGUUAGUGCCUACUCAGACGUACAGACUGAACCUGCUCUUGCCGAUGAGCUUCAUCGAGUGCUCCAGCCCUUUUUGUUGCGCCGUGUUAAAGCAGAGGUGGCCGCCGAACUACCCAAGAAGACAGAACUCGUGGUUUUUCAUGGGCUGUCUGCCCUUCAGAAGAGAUACUAUAAAGCCGUUCUGAUGAGAGACCUUGAUGCCUUUAGGACUGAUCAAAACACUAAGACCCGACUUCUGAACAUUUUAAUGCAGCUCAGGAAAUGUGUGGACCAUCCGUAUUUGUUUGAUGGUGUGGAACCAGAACCGUUUGAGAUAGGGCCAAAUGUUACGUAGUGUAGCUUUAAAUGCAUUUUACUGAUUUGGAGAUAUAAAAUAGAUGUUUUUGUCUCUGUUUGCAGAGGCCAUCGUGUUCUUCUGUUUUCUCAAAUGACCAGGAUGCUGGAUAUUCUGCAAGAUUACUUGGAGUACAGAGGUUACAGUUAUGAGCGUCUGGAUGGUUCAGUCCGGGGAGAGGAACGUAACCUAGCUAUCAAAAACUUCAGCUCCAAAGAUGUUUUUAUAUUCCUCCUCAGCACCAAAGCUGGAGGGGUUGGCAUGAACCUAACAGCAGCAGAUACGGUGAUAUUUGUGGACAGUGAUUUCAACCCACAGAAUGACCUACAAGCAGCAGCCAGAGCCCACAGGAUUGGCCAAACAAGGCCUGUUAAAGUGAUCCGGCUUCUCGGUAGAGAUACUGUAGAAGAGAUCAUCUAUUCCCGUGCUGUGUCUAAACUACGUCUCACAGACACAGUGAUUGAGGAGGGACGUUUUUCUCUGCUGGACCAGGCUCAAUCUGCAGCUUCUGGCCUUCAGUUGAGUGAGAUCCUGAAGUUUGGUGUGGAUAAGCUGCUGUCAUCAGAGGAGAGCUCCAUUCAAGACGUAGACCUAAGGCUGAUCCUGGGGCAGUCUCGAGACGGCCGAUGGCUAACGGAUGAAGAGCAUGUUAAGCUUAAUGAGAGCGAUGAAGAGGAAGAUGAGGACAUGGAGGGUCAAAACCACAUGUACUACUUCGAGGGUAAGGACUACUCUAAAGACCCCAGUGCCGAGGAUGAGAAGACCUUUGAACUGUUACUUGAGAAGCAGUUAGCUGAUCUAGAGGAUGCUGGGAAGGAGGGCCGUGCACUUCGUAAUAAAGCCGGGAUGUCCCUGUCUGGGCCCUUGAUCGACCCAGGGAGGAAGAAGAGACCUCUUACAGAAUCAGAGUUAGAACAGAGACGUCAGAAGAGACAAGACGCUGCUGCAAAGAGGGCGAAGCUACAGGAGGAAAGGAAAAAGCAACAGGAAGAACUAAAUUACAAGAAGAAGAUGGCAUGGUGGGAAUCAUGUGGCUACAAAUCGCUGUGCUUGCCGCGAGUCGACAGUGAGGGUGAGGAUAUAGAGCCUGAUGAAGAUGAUGAUGAUGUCGUCAGCUGGAGCUCCACUGAUUCGGAUCACACAGCCAUUCGCUAUGUGCUGGGUGAUGUAACUCACCCUCAGGCUGAUCGAGAGGAUGCCAUUAUUGUGCACUGUGUUGAUGACUCUGGAUACUGGGGCCGAGGAGGAUUGUUUACCGCACUGGAGCUCAGAUCAGAUGAGCCGAAGAAGCAGUACGAGUUGGCUGGAGACAUGGAAGACUUGGAACUGGGGAAUGUUCUGCUUUUUCCUAUUGAUGACAAACAGUCGAGGCUCAGUGGAAGAGACUAUCUGGCACUUAUAGUUGCUCAGCAGAGGGAUAAUGCCAACAAUUUGUCAGGCAUUCGGCUCACUGCCUUGGAUGAGGGCCUCAAGAAGAUCUACAGAGAUGCCAAACAAAAGAAGGCAAGUGUCCAUCUGCCUCGGAUUGGUCACUCCACUAAAGGCUUCAACUGGUAUGGAACAGAGCGACUCAUUCGCAAGCACCUGGCCACCAAAGGCAUCUCCACAUUUAUCUACUAUUAUAAACGAGCCACUUCACACUCUUCUACAGUUUCUUCUACCACAUGCACAUCUACUCCAUCAACCUCACACUCGGCCUCAGACCCAGCAGCAUCCUCGCCAUCUGGGUCCCCACACUCCUCCAGUGCCCUUAGUCACAGUGAAGACCUUACAAAGUCACCAAAACCCUCCACUAUAUCACAUGAAGGUCAGGACGCACCAGGGUUGGCUGACUUUAUGAGAGGUGUUCAUGUCUACUUCUACAACAUGGCUGCUACAGAGAAGAAGAAGCUCGCCCGAUACCUUAUCACAUAUCCUUUCACGUUCCAUCUUUACCCACACAUUCAACAAAGCCAACAAACUACUACACUAAAACAACAUGUCUAUCAUCACAUUUAUAAGAAAGCUUGUUGAUGUUGGCGUGAGCUAAUAGUUUACACCUUAACGUUUCUGCACAUAUGACGGUGAUGAA
Molecule: messenger RNA, 3203 nt
Organism: Sinocyclocheilus rhinocerous
Lineage: Eukaryota; Metazoa; Chordata; Actinopteri; Cypriniformes; Cyprinidae
Product: chromodomain-helicase-DNA-binding protein 1-like
Exons: 23
Biological process (GO): DNA repair; chromatin remodeling
Cellular component (GO): nucleus
Molecular function (GO): ATP binding; DNA helicase activity
Source: RefSeq, a predicted model, not a curated record